Messenger RNA from Colletotrichum orchidophilum, 1599 nucleotides. Its product is annotated as major facilitator superfamily transporter. Gene Ontology annotation, biological process: transmembrane transport. The coding region runs from base 1 to 1599 and encodes 532 amino acids. The record is from RefSeq and is a predicted model, not a curated record. The transcript is spliced from 2 exons. Lineage: Eukaryota; Fungi; Ascomycota; Sordariomycetes; Glomerellales; Glomerellaceae. Gene Ontology annotation, molecular function: transmembrane transporter activity.
AUGGGCGCCCCAUCUGCAGCCGCGCCGGGCGAGAAAUCACAAGAGACCAAUUCGGGGCAAGAUGGCGAGGUACUCAACAACCUGGAGCGCAUUACAACCGUCGCAUCCUAUGAGCCACCCGACAUGAGCCCGUUGCGUCGCCGCGCCGUCAUGUGUGCCCUCUGUCUGACCCUCCUCCUGAGCGCACUGGACAUCACAAUCAUCGCCACGGCCCUGCCAACAAUUGCUUCGACGCUCCAAGCCACGGCCUCGCAGUACGCAUGGGUUGGCAGCGCGUACACUUUGUCAAGCACGGCCUCCACGCCGGUUUGGGCAAAGAUGUCGGACAUCUUUGGCCGGAAACCGACCAUCAUGACCGCGGCGGCGACGUUCAUGGUGGGAAGUCUGAUCGCGGCCCUGGCUGGCAAUAUUCAAGUCCUCAUCGCUGGGAGGACUGUACAGGGACUGGGAGGAGGUGGCUCGUUGGUCCUGAUUACGAUUGUGAUUGGCGACAUUUUCAAGUUGGAGGAUCGGGCCAAGUACUACGGCAUGACUGGCAUUGUGUACGGAAUUGCCAGCGCUGUUGGUCCCGUCCUAGGUGGCGUGUUUACGCAGACAAUUGGAUGGCGAUGGUGUUUUUUCAUCAACUUACCUUUCGACGGCGUUGCCCUUCUGGUUUUAUUCUUCGCCCUCAAAGUUGAAACACCAAAAGAGCCUUUCAUCGCCGGCCUUCGAGACCUUGACUGGAUCGGGUUUCUGCUCAUCAUUGGCGGCACAAUCUGCUUCCUCUAUGGCCUGGAGACAGGUGCUGGGGGCAUAGUGCCUUGGAACUCGGCUCUGGUCAUCUGUCUAAUCCUCUUCGGGGUCCUCGUCCUCGCACUUUUCGUUGUAUGGGAAGCCCGUUUCGCCACGAACCCCGUCAUCCCCUUUCGAAUCUUUGACAAGAUCACCAACAUCGCCUCUUUUAUUCUUGCUUGCAUCCACAGCUUUGUGUUCAUCUCCUACGAUUACUUUUUGCCGCUGUACUUCCAGGUAGUCCUCGGUUUCAAACCCAUCAUUGCUGGCAUUACGCUUUUCCCUCUGCUAAUUCCGCUCACGAUGAUGACGAUGCUUGGAGGACUGUUCAUCCGGAAGACUGGCAACUAUCUCCUCCCAAUCUUCUUCGGGUCGGCACUCAUGACUCUCGGAAACGGUCUGUUCAUCAGCUUCGGGAUCAGCACUCAAUGGGCCAAGAUCGUCGUCUUCCAGAUGAUCACUGGCUUCGGAGCUGGCGUGCUCUUUCAAAGUCCAAUGAUCUCUAUCCAGACUCACACCAAACAGGGGGAUAUGGCGGCCGCCAUGUCUGCAUUCAGCUUCCUAAGGUCCCUCUUCUCCUCCAUGUCAAUCGUCAUCGGUACCGUAUUGUUGCAGCAUAAUCUCGGUGGCGGAGAACUGACAGCAGGGAAGCUUGGUUCUGAAGACGAGAAUGAUGCGACACAUGAGGCGAGCAAGACAGACUAUAUGUCUGCCUUGCGUGUAAUGUGGGCCUUCUUUACUGGUGUUUCUGGGUGUAUGCUUCUAGCAGCAUUCUUCAUCAAGCCAAAGCCUUUAAAGACCUCUUUGAGUGAUGGAGGCAGAUAG